AUGUCAUCUGGAAAUAUGACAAUAGUUAAAUACCAAUGUAAGGUAAACAAAUCUGUAAAAUUGGUUUGCAAUUUUAUAACCAAAUACAUCAACUCAACAAGCCAUAACAACAAACCUCAAAUGAUAAUGUUGUAUAACACUCACAAAGUUGGAGUGGAUCGCUAUGACCAACUUAUUCAUUAUAACGAUGUGAGUAGGAGAAGCAAUAGGUUUACACUUUCUUGCUUUUAUGAUAUUAUUAAUUGUGCAGUUACAAAUGCAUACAUUCUAUUCAAUAAUACACAUCAACACUCAACUCAUAAGAAUUUUGUUGAAUCCCUUUCAAAUCAAAUUGUUGGAAGUAUCCCUCCUGGACCAAACUGCCUUAUGUUAUUUGUGUUAUCGAGAUGGAGUAACAAGGAAUUCUUCGAGGGUCUGUUAUAA
Molecule: messenger RNA, 423 nt
Organism: Entamoeba invadens IP1
Lineage: Eukaryota; Evosea; Mastigamoebida; Endamoebidae
Exons: 2
Coding region: 1-423 (140 amino acids)
Source: RefSeq, a predicted model, not a curated record